AUGUGUCAGAUCCUGCCCAAGGGGGGCGUGUCUGUCCUGGGACCCCCUUCCAGCCCCACUUCUGCCUCCACAGUGAGCCAAAUCUGUGGAGAGAAGGAGAUCCCCCACAUCAAGGUGGGUCCCGAGGAGACGCCCCACCUUCGGUACCUCCGCUUUGCGUCUGUCAGCCUGUACCCCAAUAACAAGGACACCAGCCUGGCCAUCUCCCGGAUCCCCAAGUUUUUCAACUACCCUUCAUCCAGCCUCAUCUGCGCUAAGGCCGAGCGCCUGCUGCGAUUGGAGGAACCGGUGCGUGGCUUCCUCAUCUCCAAGGAGACUCUGUCUGUGACGAUGCUGGACGACAGCUGGGACCCCACCCCGCUGCUCAAGGAGCUCCACAAUGACCAAAGUGUCCACCAUCCUCAUGGACACCAACGCAGCCGUCUCCCACCUCGUUCGCAGUCUCCCACCUCGUCCGCAGUACUGCCUCGGGGCUGGGAAUGA
Molecule: messenger RNA, 483 nt
Organism: Rangifer tarandus platyrhynchus (Svalbard reindeer)
Lineage: Eukaryota; Metazoa; Chordata; Mammalia; Artiodactyla; Cervidae
Source: the annotation of a GenBank genome assembly